This is a messenger RNA of Prunus armeniaca (apricot), 1266 nucleotides long. NCBI's taxonomy places the organism in Eukaryota, Viridiplantae, Streptophyta, Magnoliopsida, Rosales, Rosaceae. The record is from the annotation of a GenBank genome assembly.
AUGAAAUAUCACUUCGAAGGUCCCCAACGCUCUGCAUUGUGGCGAAAAUUGAAGAAAGCAUUGAUUAUUACUCUACCUUCAAGUGUAGUUGUUCUAUUGCUUCUAUUAGCUUUCAUGUGGAAAAUGGGCUGGCUGGGGAAAAGAGAGUUGAGAGAUAUACAGAUAGGCCAAGAUAAACAUGUUACCCUUAAAGAAUUAAUAGGUGCAACUCGAAAGUUUAGCAGCAAAAUGGAGAUCGGUAGAGGGCAUUUUGGAAGGGUUUAUAAGGCUGAACUGGAAGGUGGUCAAACUACUGUAGCUGUUAAAAGACUUUCUACUCACUCAAAAGAAAAAGUUGAGGGAUUAUUAAAUGAAUUCUAUGCCUUAAAGUCAUUCAGGCAUGAGAACCUUGUUCAAUUGUUGGAUGCUUAUUUUGGAGAAGAGAUGCAUUUGCUCAUCUAUGAAUAUAUGCCAAACCUGUCCGUUGCAGACGCAUUUUUUGGCUCGAAGUCCAGAUUGAAGUUUAGUUGGGAAAAUAGAUUUAACAUUUGCCUGGGAAUAGCGAGGGGUUUAGAUCAUCUUCAUGAGCACCCUAGACUCAAGAUGGUUCAUAGGGAUAUCAAAGCUGAAAAUAUCCUCCUUGAUGGAGCUCUUAAUGCUAAGAUCUCAGACUUUGGAAUGGCAAGACUGUAUACCGAGGAAGAACAACUUAUGAUCAUCAAAGUGGAAGCACCAAACGGACAUAUGGCACCUGAGUAUGUAGUUCAAGGUUUUGUAACAAGCAAAGUUGAUGUUUACAGUUUUGGGGUGGUUAUACUCGAAAUUGUUAGUGGGAAGAAAAAUGUAGGAUACAAAUUUAACCAUGAGAGUGAGUAUCUCUUGGACAUGGCUUAUGUUGCAUAUAAAAAUGGAAGCCUCGUGGACUUGGUGGAUAAAAAUUUGUCCGGUAUUUAUGAUGCAAAACAAGCCAUCACCAUCUUAACCUUGGCCGUGAUGUGCACGAAUAUAUCUCCUACUUUAAGGCCAAGAAUGGCAGACGUUGUGAGUAUUCUUGUUGGUGAGAAAACCUUUGAGCAGAUUAAUCCCCCUACAGCGGAUGAUCAUCAGCUUAAUGUUGCCAUGGCUCAUGGUGAAUGUACCAAAGCUGAUUCUUCUACUUCCACAGACGUGACCGCAACUGCAAGGGCAUCAACUUCAACUAAAUUAAUCAGGGGGAUAGAUGAAACAGAAACUCAUUAUGCAGAACCCGAUCUUGAAAUAUUGAAAGAGAGUCAGAACUCACAUUAG